GACAACAUGUCUAGGAUAGUUUUAUUAAUUUCACUGGCAGUACUUUUUUCGAAAGGAUUGGCUGCUCAUUUCCAUGUAGAUCCAAAUUUUGCAACAAAACCGUCUCCCGAAGUCGGUGAACGAAUGCGUAAUUAUGAUCGAAGUGUGAAUAAGACCUAUGCUUUCGAACUAGGCAUCGACUACUACUACCAAGGUGACAUUAUACUUCGACCCAGUGCCCAGCAGAAUGCCAUAUCGUUGAUGAAAAAACCGGAUGGAAAGUGGCCGAAUGCAGAGGUGCCUUAUAAGAUUAUUGGAUCAUUCACUCGCCAUCAACUUGCCAACAUAAGCACUGCAAUGGAGCAGUUUGCAGACACAACUUGUAUUAGAUUCGUUAAACGUACAAAUGAGGAUAUUUAUGUAAAAAUUGACAGUAGUGACACUGGCUGUUGGUCAAACGUUGGACGAGCCUCGAAAGACGAUAACACUGUAGUGAACUUAGGAUCAAAAUGUUUCGAAACUGGCACUGUGGUUCACGAGUUGAUGCAUGCUCUAGGUUUCUAUCACGAAUUUGUUCGGCCGGAUCGUGACGAUUAUAUAUGGAUUGAUCGUAGCGCUUUGAAGCCUAAGUUAGAUACAGAUAAAUGGUAUGCCGUGAACUUGGCGAAAAUGUCGUACGAUGAAGUUGAACUAUUCGGAAUACCUUAUUACUACGGUAGUGUCAUGCACUAUUCGAGAUACCUAGGAGCGGAAAGUUAUGAUAAACCAGUGAUGGAUAAUUUGACGUACUGGGAUCGUCCUGAUUUUGGAAAUGAUACUGGCCUUUCGGAUCCUGAUAUUCUUGCACUGAAUUACAUGUACUGUAAUUCUUCAACAACAUUAGCUCCGACUACUACCGCUGCAUCGACUAAGAAAGCUAAAACAACGACGACUACAACCUCGGCAACGACCAAAAAACCUAAGACAACGACGACAACAACGGGAUCAACUACAGCAGCUCCUACAACGACAAAUGCCCCCAUAACUACAACCACUACUAAGGCUACCCCAACCACCAAGAGCCCGAAUACAACACAAAUCUUUCAUCGAUCGGUUCAGUGUAAUGGUAGUUGUAUCAUUACCUUAACAAUUGACAGUGUGCCAGUAGCCUAACACCUAUCGAUAUCACUAUGAAUCUGAUAUAACUUGUCUAUAUGAAUAGGUCAAUAAAUGUUCCUCGUCGUGCAAAA
This is a messenger RNA of Malaya genurostris, 1208 nucleotides long. RefSeq names its product zinc metalloproteinase nas-14-like. The record is from RefSeq and is a predicted model, not a curated record. Bases 7 to 1131 code for a protein of 374 amino acids. NCBI's taxonomy places the organism in Eukaryota, Metazoa, Arthropoda, Insecta, Diptera, Culicidae. Gene Ontology annotation, biological process: proteolysis. Gene Ontology annotation, molecular function: metalloendopeptidase activity; zinc ion binding. The transcript has 10 exons.